UCCUAUUCUAGCCAGCACAUCGGCACAAAGGACACUCAAGGCACUUACCCAUCGGGGGAUGAGUUCUUCGCAGAGUCGCAGAGGCUACUUGAUGCCGAAGAAAAUCACCACACUUUAACUACCAUCCAAGCUCUAAGUAUAAUGUCGCUUCGCCAGUUGAGCUGCGGAAGGACUCUGAAAGUCACAUUAUUCCGCACAGAGCAUAAGAUUAGCUAUCGAAAUGGGCCUGCAGCGUCCUGACAGAACGGCAGACAACGACGAGUUCAGUGUCAAAAACGCUACGUUUUGGGGUGCUUUCGCAUUACAUCAUGCAUGGGCUCUUACAUCGCACUCUCUGCCCUGUUGCUCGUCAACGUUUACAGCUCGUUUGCCACCGAAGCCGGCGACUUUUCUUGACGCCGAGGAUGCCUUAUGGGUCCCUUAUACGGAUGAGAUCGGCAACCUCCAGUCACUUAAACAGGUAUCGCAUACUGGCUCUGUCUUCUCGGGCAUUUGCGACCUUAGCAAGCUGAUCCACGAAACGCUUUACACCCUCCUUCGUCCAGAUCAUCCACCUACAAGUAGAGAAAUUCUGAUUGUUUAUACGAAAUAUUUGAGCUGGUAUGACUUAUUACCCGAUGUCUUGCGGCUUGGGCAUACCUCUACUCCGGCAGUAUUAUUUACGCACAUGUACUAUUAUUUCGCCGUCCUAUUACUUUUCCGGCCCUUUGUAACGCUUUCAAUCCCUGGCUCGAAUAUUCUCCCGCGGGAUGUUUGUUUCGAAGCUGCAAACAACAUAUCAGCCUUGUUGCACUCCUACUCGGCACUCCAUACGCUACAACGCAUACCUAGCUUUGUGCCGACCCUCCUUUUCGCAACAUCAAUCAUGCAUCUUUCAGUCAACCCUAAUCUAAGCCCGCACGAUAAGACGAAUCAGGGUCACUUAUUGCUUUCCUUCCAAGUUGCAAGCGCCGUUGAACGGGCUAUGGCCGACCUGGGUAAAAUAGCUGCGUGCCACGCCUCCGACCAGCGGGCACUCUAUAUUCUAGAAGCCGUUGCAAAGAAGGAGAACCUCUUGAUUGAUACCCAGCGGCUCCUGGGUCAGCAAUUAUCGGAUUAUCUAUUUGCCGGGAGUACUUUUGGCCACACUUCUAAUGGCCUUGGGGAGGAUACUCUAAGUACUUGGGACAGAAAUCUAGGCAGAUUUAUUUGUAGUUCUCAGUGGCUUGCAGCUGGGGUGCAGGAGCUUCAAAACCCGCCCUUCUGGCUGAUUAAGAUGCACGACCAGACAUGCUUUCCCAGUCAAGCGCUUAUAAAAGCAGCUGGGUUUGCCUCUAUUUAAGCAAGGCUGCUACGAGUGUAUUUUUGUUAAAAUACCCAGGGUCUGAGCCGUGGCGAGGAAGGACAAAAAGUUGAAUCUGUCAGGCUCCACCUGCGGCCGGUGCACCUCGGCACCUGAUGCGGAGCGCCGGUGGAGCCAGUAGGACGAAGGCCAUUCUGAACUUGACAUG
Truncatella angustata is the source of this 1490-nucleotide messenger RNA. RefSeq lists its product as uncharacterized. The transcript is spliced from 4 exons. The coding region runs from base 221 to 1321 and encodes 366 amino acids. The record is from RefSeq and is a predicted model, not a curated record. Lineage: Eukaryota; Fungi; Ascomycota; Sordariomycetes; Amphisphaeriales; Sporocadaceae.